This is a messenger RNA of Leptopilina boulardi, 3076 nucleotides long. It is a transcript of the gene Cul1, whose product is annotated as cullin-1. Bases 486 to 2819 code for a protein of 777 amino acids. The record is from RefSeq and is a predicted model, not a curated record. The transcript has 10 exons. Gene Ontology annotation, biological process: protein ubiquitination; SCF-dependent proteasomal ubiquitin-dependent protein catabolic process. Gene Ontology annotation, molecular function: ubiquitin protein ligase binding. Lineage: Eukaryota; Metazoa; Arthropoda; Insecta; Hymenoptera; Figitidae. Gene Ontology annotation, cellular component: SCF ubiquitin ligase complex.
GUGUGUCGUCAGUUGUAUUGUAACGUUAGGUCUGUCAGAAUAGAAAAGAGAUGCAGCAGUGUCGACUUUAAUUAAUUAUUCGUUAUUUCGCGUAAUUAUUCCUGUUGCUAGACCAAAUAUAUAUAUAUAUAUACAUAUAUACAUAUACAUAUAAAUAUUAUAAAUUAUAGCAAAAAAAAUAUUUGACGAAAAAUUCUCGACAGUGUCGUGUGUGUGUGUAUAUAUAUACAUAUAACAUAACGCGAAGUGUUUUUUUUUUUUUCUUUUUUCUCUGGUUCUCAUCUCUUUCCCAUAUCACAAAGUGAAUUUAACCCGUGGAUUUUUGGGGCAAAAGAAGCUGUAGUGUAAUGCGGUGGUGAAAGUCUCCCAAACAGAUUGAGGUGGAAUCCCAAGUGGAAAUUGGAUUCAUUAUUUACCCCAGGGGGUUUUUUUGAAAAAAAGGAUUCUGAGGAAGAGAAUUAAAAAAAUAAUAAAAAAAAAAAAAAAUGUCGAAUCACAGAGGUGGUGGAGGAGGAACUGGUAGUCAUCAAGGUGGUCCACCUGGUUUAAAACAAAUUGACUUGGAUCAAAUAUGGGGCGAUUUACGCGAAGGCAUUGAACAAGUUUACAAUAGACAAUGCAUGUCAAAACCACGUUACAUUGAACUCUAUACUCAUGUUUAUAAUUAUUGCACGAGUGUACAUCAACAAAUAUCAAGAACAUGUACGAAAAAUAAAAAAAAUCCAAUGUCUGGUGGCGCUCAACUUGUUGGUCUUGAAUUAUACAAAAGAUUACGUGAAUUUCUUCGUAAUUAUCUUAUUAAUUUACUUAAGCAUGGUGUUGAUCUAAUGGACGAAGAUGUAUUGCAAUUUUACACGAGACAAUGGGAAGAAUAUCAAUUUAGUAGUAAAGUUCUCAAUGGCGUUUGUGCGUAUUUAAAUCGACAUUGGGUGAGACGAGAAUGUGAAGAAGGACGUAAAGGAAUUUAUGAAAUUUAUCAACUUGCACUUGUCACGUGGCGUGAUAAUCUCUUUAAACAUCUUAAUCGACAGGUGACAAAUGCAGUUUUAAAAUUAAUAGAACGCGAAAGAAAUGGUGAGACAAUAAAUACACGUUUAGUAAGUGGUGUUAUUAAUUGUUACGUCGAAUUGGGAUUAAAUGAAGAGGAUCCAGGUGCAAAGGGACAAAAUUUAUCAGUUUAUAAAGAAUCAUUUGAAAAUCUCUUUCUUGAGGACACUGAACGUUUUUAUACACGUGAAAGUUCAGAAUUUGUUCGUCAAAAUCCAGUAACUGAAUAUAUGAAAAAAGGCGAACAACGUUUACUUGAAGAAGAAAAACGUGUACAAGUUUAUUUACAUCAAACAACACAGGAUCGUUUAGCAAAAACAUGUGAACGUGUAUUAAUUGAAAAACAUUUGGAUAUAUUUCAUUCGGAAUUUCAAAAUUUACUUGAUUCAGAAAAAAAUAAUGAUCUAGGAAGAAUGUAUCAACUUGUCGCAAGAAUACCAAAUGGUUUGGGUGAAUUGAGAAAUUUACUUGAAAGUCAUAUUGCUAAUAUGGGAUUGGCUGCUAUUGAUAAAUGCGGUGACACUGCCCUUAAUGAUCCAAAAAUGUAUGUCAAUACAAUAUUAGAGGUACAUAAAAAAUACAAUGCAUUAGUGUUGGACGCUUUUAAUAAUGACAUUGGUUUUGUGACUGCACUCGAUAAAGCUUGUGGUCGUUUUAUUAAUAUUAAUUCAGUGACAAGAACAGCGAAUAGUAGUAGCAAAUCACCGGAAUUAUUGGCGAAAUACUGUGAUUUACUUUUGAAGAAAAGUAGUAAAAAUCCCGAGGAGGCUGAACUCGAGGAUACUCUUAAUCAAGUGAUGGUAGUUUUUAAAUACAUAGAGGAUAAAGAUGUUUUUCAAAAGUUCUACAGUAAAAUGUUGGCAAAACGAUUGGUGCAACAUAUGUCAGCGAGUGAUGACGCUGAAGCUUCAAUGAUCUCAAAAUUAAAACAAACAUGCGGCUUUGAAUAUACAUCAAAAUUACAACGUAUGUUUCAAGAUAUUGGCGUGUCUAAAGAUUUAAAUGAACAAUUUCGUAGACAUUUGACAAAUUCGGCUGAGCCACUCGAUAUUGAUUUCAGUAUUCAAGUACUAUCAUCAGGCUCAUGGCCAUUUCAACAAUCAUUCUCAUUUUCCUUGCCAACAGAGUUGGAAAGGUCUGUACAUAGGUUUACAACAUUCUAUAGUUCACAGCACAGUGGACGAAAAUUAAAUUGGCUGUAUAAUAUGUCCAAAGGUGAAUUACAUACGAAUUGUUUUAAAAAUAGAUAUACAUUACAAGCCUCUACAUUUCAAAUGGCGGUAUUAUUACAAUAUAAUGUAUCAACAUCAUGGACUUUGCAACAAUUAAUGGAAUCCACACAAAUUAAAAUGGAUUUUCUCAUUCAGGUAAUGCAGAUACUAUUAAAGGCAAAGUUAUUGAUCUCGUCGACAGAUGAGGAGGCGGAACUUUCUCCAUCGUCAACUGCUGAACUUUUCACGGGUUAUAAAAACAAAAAACUCAGGGUAAAUAUAAAUAUCCCGAUGAAAACGGAACUUAAAGUGGAACAAGAAACGACGCAUAAGCAUAUAGAGGAAGAUAGAAAGUUAUUAAUACAAGCGGCGAUAGUGAGAAUUAUGAAAAUGAGAAAAGUCCUUAAGCAUCAACAACUCGUUGCUGAGGUUCUCAAUCAACUCAAUACAAGGUUCAAACCGAGAGUUCAUGUUAUUAAGAAAUGUAUAGAUAUUUUAAUAGAGAAGGAAUAUUUAGAACGAACGGAAGGACAGAAAGAUACAUACAGCUAUUUGGCAUGAUUUGCUUUGAUGAUGAUGAUAAUAAUAAUUUAUCACAUUAAAAAAAUACGAAGAAAGAAGAUGAAACAUAGGUGAAAAAAAAACAAAAAAUUUCAUUAACUAUUACUGGUAAUAUUUGCGGUUUUCUCCGUGUCUCGAUAUUUAUUUAAAAAAAAAACAGAAACAGAAACAAACAAAAAUCAAACAAAAGAAACAAAAAAAAAUUCACAUUUGACGUCGAUUAAUAUUAUUUUUACGUCAAAAAAAAAAAAAAUAAA